UUUGAAGGUUACCUGAACAACAGCGUGCUACUUCUCCUCUGCUGCUUUAUCUCUUGACUAAAUAAUUACUUUUUAUGGCUCCCAUCAGGUCUGAAAGGCAGAAAAAGCCAUACACUCGUCCUCGAGGGUCCGAUGGUCAUUGGGUCCACGACCGAGCUCCUCUGCAAUCAGCAAAAUCAAAUGCACCAGCCAGCACCCCUUCAAACACAAAGCUCAUCGUAUCCAACCUGCAUUACGAGAUCACGCCUAAAGACUUGGUGUCCAUUUUCGGACAGAUAGGCACGCUCGUUCGCGAGCCAUUGAUCAGGUACGACCGCAGCGGACGCUCAUCUGGUGUGGCAAUUGUGUCUUUCGAGACACCCUUGCAGGCAACGCGUGCCAAAAGACAGUUUGAUGGUAAACUUGCCAAAGGACAACCUAUGGAAAUCGCAUUCGACACCGCGCCUCUGCGAACAUCCUCGCUCUUGAGUAGGAUUGAACGACCUUCGUUGGCGCAGCGCUUGAGUGGCGGUGCUGAACCGAAACAGCAGGGAGGCGCCGGUCCGACUCGCACUCGCCCACCACGAUCUGUAAGAGCUCCCCCAUCAUCAUCGAAGACUAAGGCUCCGAAGCCUACGCGAUCCAAAGCCCCCACAGCGGAACAGCUUGAUCAAGAACUUGAUGUUUUCAUGGCUGAUGACAAAGGUGCUGCGAGUAAUGGAGUCAGGAAGGCAGCUAUUGCUGUAGAUGAUGUUGAGAUGGCGUGAUCUGUUGGGUUCGUGUCAAGUUUCUGUACAUAUUAAAUGUAUAUGCUAUUAUAUCUCGUGCUAGUUACAUGCUUUUAGUGUUCUGAAUAAGUUUUGAAAGAUUCAUUUUUCCUCCAUGCAUACCAGGUUGG
Suillus paluster is the source of this 877-nucleotide messenger RNA. RefSeq lists its product as uncharacterized. Bases 75 to 746 code for a protein of 223 amino acids. Gene Ontology annotation, cellular component: nucleus. Gene Ontology annotation, biological process: mRNA export from nucleus. The record is from RefSeq and is a predicted model, not a curated record. The transcript has 6 exons. Lineage: Eukaryota; Fungi; Basidiomycota; Agaricomycetes; Boletales; Suillaceae. Gene Ontology annotation, molecular function: mRNA binding.